AUGGCGACAACGAUGUGGUCCUUGGAGAGGAGUGAUUGGGACUCGAUGGAGGUCUUGCAGGCCUUGCUGCCUGAGGGUAUGAUCAUUCCUUCUGCUUUUGACACUGUUGGUCAUAUAGCACACCUGAAUUUGAGAGACGAACAUUUACCAUACAAAUGGCUGAUAGCUAAGGUUGUGCUGGAUAAGAAUAAGCCAAGGAUACAAACAGUUGUGAACAAGAUUGAUACAAUUCAGAAUGAGUACAAGACCAUGCAGCUUGAGGUUUUAGCAGGAAACCACUCUGUUGUGACUACAGUAGUUGAGAAUGGUAUUCGCUUUGCAAGAAAGAAAGACCAAAUGGAAGAAGUUAAGCAUAAAAAUAUUUGUAUCCAACUGAGAAACUAUUCCUCAAUGGAAGGUGUUCUUUAUUGUAAGCCUCACUUUGAGCAGCUCUUCAAGGAGAGUGGGUUCUUCAGCAAGAAAUUCCAGUCACCUGCAAAGCUACCUGAUAAGACAACACAUGAGCUGUGGGGUUUGGGUCAGGUGGUAGAGGAGUCUGGAGAUGUCAAAAGUCUUAUUUACUUGUCGCAUUUAACUAUGAUAUGGUAUACUACUCUUUACCGGCCAAACGAUUUUCAUGACUUUGCUGAGUAUUUUGUUCUCCAGUUGCCCAACAGGUAUAUAAGCUGCACUCUAAUGAGUGAGGCAGCCGAUGUGGAACUUGUGAAGUUGCCCAACAGGUAUAUAAGCUGCACUCCAAUGAGUGAGGCAGCCGAUGUGGGACUUGAGUAUUUCCCAACAGUGAUAUCCAUCCAAAUGAAAGCAUAA
Molecule: messenger RNA, 807 nt
Organism: Glycine soja
Lineage: Eukaryota; Viridiplantae; Streptophyta; Magnoliopsida; Fabales; Fabaceae
Product: tRNA (guanine(37)-N1)-methyltransferase-like
Exons: 7
Coding region: 1-807 (268 amino acids)
Biological process (GO): tRNA N1-guanine methylation
Cellular component (GO): cytoplasm
Source: RefSeq, a predicted model, not a curated record